Molecule: messenger RNA, 3899 nt
Organism: Apis mellifera (honey bee)
Lineage: Eukaryota; Metazoa; Arthropoda; Insecta; Hymenoptera; Apidae
Product: dynein regulatory complex subunit 7
Exons: 10
Coding region: 1445-3319 (624 amino acids)
Biological process (GO): flagellated sperm motility
Cellular component (GO): motile cilium
Source: RefSeq, a predicted model, not a curated record
CGAGUCAACGGUGAAGGUUUUCGGAAGGGAAAGCGUUUUCGAAGGAUCGUGUAUGAAAAGGAACGAGAGUAAUCGAGUAAGAGAGAGAUAGAACGAAAAGAAAGAGGCCAGAGGCUGACCGGCGGCGGCUCGAACCGGAGCGUGUGUAUUUACCGUCUGAUUUAGUUUCGCCCGUAUGUACUUUGCGGGGCACGGGUGUAGAGAAGCGGGCGCGUUCGACGUUUAUGCGCCGCCGGAGCCCAGGCUAUUCCAUUACGCGCAGAGAAAAGAGUUUAUGAAUGAAGAGGAUGCGAAGGAUAGUUUCCGGAAGCCGGCCGGUUCGUGUGUAAUAAUCGUAGAACGGAUCGUGUGCGCUUUGUUGCGUAAAAAGCCGUGGAUAGCCGUGCGCCGCGCAUAUAUGAAUAUCAGGCUUCAGCGAGCGUGAGGAGGUUAUCGGUGUGUUUUAAUGCCUGGAAAUUAGGCUUCGUGAAAAGAUUGCGACCACGCAGGAACGCGCAUGCGCGUGAUGUGUCGGAUCCAGGGAAUCGAAACGGAACGGAAUCGGAACGGUUUCGACGACUUUCUCCGCUGUACGAUGAAAUUUUAAACGCGAUUGUGUCAUGUAUGUUUGUUCUUUGUCUCGACCUUUGACUCCUCGUGUACGUUAAACUUAUUGCGGAUAACGUAAUACUACGUUCGAUCGAUGAUGACACAUUUCUAAAAGACGUAAAACUACAUUAACGGAUCGAAAUAAGUUUUCGAUCGUAAUUGUUAUUCGACGCCAUGUUAUUCAGUAACGGAUUUGUGAUAGUGCAUGUAAUAUUAUUCGUAAUAUUUAAAUUUGUGUCGCUUGAAAAUCUAACAAAGAAUAAGAAACACAACGCUUUUUCUGCCGGUAAAUCAAAAAAAUGAGUUUUAAUGAUCAUAAGUGAAAACGUGUAAUAGCGAGUUUAAUUUUCGGUAACGGGUUUCAAAUAUGGCGUCAUUUCAUGUAGUGUCGACUUUGUGAUUAAAACGUAUAUUAUUAAAAUAUCAAAAUAUUUUAACUUCUAUUAUUUACACAUUAUCGCGGAGUGUAUUUCGUUGAAAUAAAUUGAAAAAGAAACUUUUGAAGGUUAUAACGAAAAACACAUGGUAAUAAUACAUUAUCCUUAUAUCCUCAAGAAAAUCCUAUACACGUCACCACUCAUCACAGCUCAUCCAUUUACACUGUUUGGAAAGCCAAAUCUAACGUAGAGAUUACCUACAAAAACAACCAAAGCAAGUGCGUUCACCUACAUGGGUGCAGAAGUUUCGAAAAGGGAAUUGCUUUGAAUGUGCAACAUUUCUUACUAGCUUGUUAUUAGGUCAAGGGUAUAAUGCAUUUGUAGUAAGUGGUUAUGCAUCUAGAGAGCAAACACUUUGUGAUUUGACAAGACGAUCAUGCCCUUACAUACCACAACCGGAAAAGAAAUUUCAGGAAGAUAUGAUACGUCCCGAGAUUACCAAAUACAAACUUAAUCUCAAUGUAGAGUAUAAAAAUCAAUUUUUAUCAGAAUCGGAAGAAGAAAAAGCGAGAAAAUUACAAGAAAAGUUAUUAUUAGCUGAAAAGGAGCAACAAAAUUUAAUUGAGGAAUUAGAGCAACUUCCAGUAGAUGAAUAUUGGGGACAUAGAAUACAUGCUUGGGUAGCGAUAUUACCAGAAUUAGGUGGACUGAGGGAUCAAGAAAUUCCUUGUCCAUUAUUUAUUGAGCCUACCACUGGUGUAUCUUACGAAGUUACGGACGACGAUACAGCUCAAUUAUAUCUCGGUGUGGAAAGUAUAUGGAACGAUCAAAAUUAUUGGGUAAAUAUGCAGGUAUCUGUACAAUCGUGCGUAAACAUAGAAUGGGAUUUAACGAAAGUAGAAUUGUGGGAACAUUUGCUUCCCGGAGAACCAUGGACAACACAUGCAGGAGAGAUUGAUGAAGAAUCUGCUAUACGUCAAGAAAAACAUUUGGAUAUGCCAUUAUCAUACGUUAAUCAAAUAAAUAUUAGCGAAGAAGAAUUUGAGAAACGAUUCCCAAACGGUAUGAAAAUAGUAUUGUAUAAAAAAACAAAAGUUGAAUUUUACGCACCAUACAUUCAAACAGACGGAUUGAUACAAAGAAUUACUACAUACGAUGAUGACAUGAAUCCUAUCGAUAUAUAUGAAAAUUACAGAAAUAGAUCUGAUAAUCUCAUAGAAUCACGAAGAAAUAUGGUUGACGGUACCAUCAUAGAUUAUUAUACGAGAGGUCGAGUUGACCAGUGUAAAGAACAUCGAUAUUUUUUAUUGAAUAAUGUCAAUGUAGAUAGUGAGCGAAUUUUAGAUUUUUAUUACGUUGCUCGUUUCGAUGGAUUAUCUAAAUUCGAAAUGCAUCCAACUUAUUUAACGCAACACUUUGUCGAUCGUGAUGAUUUUCUAUAUUAUCGGCAUGUAGAAUUUUUACAAGACAAAAAAGGUGAAACUCAAGAUAUUCAUUAUCGACAUAUUUCGAAGAUUGUCGAAAAAUUUAAUAGAGAUGAACGAAUAAAAGCAAGUAAAAAUAUAGCAAUCCGUGAAUUUGCUAUUGAUGAUAAUGAAAUACAUCUUACUUAUCAUUAUUAUCCAGACAAUGUUACUAGAGCGUUGCGAACAUUCAUAAAACCACCAUUAGCAGAAAGGGGAGAACGAUUGGAUCUUAAUCCAACAAUGACACAUGGAUAUAAUCCUCUAAAUGAACCUGAUAAGGCUUUAGAUUUAUUAUACGAACUAGACACACAAUUAAAAGAGGAGGAUAUAUCUAUAUCUCAAGUUAGAGCGGCGGAAAAAGAAAUGUUUUCUUUUCUUGAGAUAAGAAAAAGUGAAUAUUUGACGCCAAAACUGUUGAUAUCUAUAUAUGAUAAACUUAGAGAAUCGGAAUCUCUAAUAGAAGCAUUGAAGAAACAAAGUCUAAAAGAUAUCACAGAAGAAAUAAAUUAUUUGAAGCCAUAUUUAGCUCGUUUAGGAAAUCCAUCAGAGCUAUCAGAAGCUGAGGCGUACUUAAUACAAUAUGCAUGUGUUCGUGAUUACAAACAAUUACUUAUACGUAGAGCGAAUAAAAUCUUACAUGAAUUUGAAAAAUAUUCGCAGGAAUUGGCGAAAACGCAAGCAUUGAUAUUACAGGAAGAAGAUUUAACUCGCGAAGAAGAAGAAAAAAUAUUAGAAAAAAUAAAUGAAAUAAGUUUUUAUUUACAAACUUUAGAAAACAGAUUAAAUCGUCAUAGAGAUUCGGUUCCUACAAAAUAUAAAAUGUUGAUAAAUAAUUUACAACAAAAUCCACAUCUUGCGAUAAUUAAAGAAAGUUUAAUGUAUUUUUGAAAAAAAGCAGAUAUAUAGUGUAAACAAUUUAUUUUAUUGAAAAGACCAAGAACCCAUUUGUCCAAUACAUCGACCUAAAAUAAUUUUAUAUUGUAAAAAUCUUAAGUUUUUAAGAAAUUUUUGUAUGUUAUUUACCUUCAUCAUCAAAAGUGGCUAAUGUAAAUUUACUAAGUUUAUUAGUAAAACUUCCAAUAUUGGAACCAAUCAUGUGGUCUGUUAAACGAUCACUAUUCGCAAUAUCACUAUUAUUUCUAUGACGACGAUGUUCUUCAGCAAAGCCAGAAAUUAAUAUAUCCAUCAUUAUUGCCUUAUAAUAAAAUAAAUUUUAGUAAUUUAAAUUAUUAAAGUUAACUUUUCUAGGAAUAAGUCAUACUUGUCUUGAGAAUACUUGUAGAAUUUUAUAAACUUGUGUUCCAUUUUCUCGCACAGGAAACUGUAGAAAUAAACAUGGCAGACAAUCUGGAUUAUUUUCAUCUGAAGGUUUCGCCAUUUCCCAACUUAACUCUGAAUAUCUUAGACCCAAUAAUAAACUCUGUAAAAAAGUUAUUUGUAAUGUAUUAUAUGAAUGAUAAUUACUAUA